UAGUGUCAGGGUCAGCAUGCUCCGGGUUCUGGUCCGGAGGUUCCGGCCGGUGUCUGCCGGGUCCUUCAGGUCCUUCAGCGGCCUGCAGGUCCGGACCCGCUUCCUGGAUUUCUUCCAGAACCAGGACCACGUGCUGGUCCCGUCCAGUCCGGUCCGGCCGCGCGGAGACCCGAGUCUGCUGUUUGUUAACGCGGGAAUGAACCAGUUUAAGCCGGUGCUGCUGGGGACCGUGGACCCCCGCAGUGAGAUGUCGAGGCUCCGGCGGGUCGUUAACAGUCAGAAAUGUGUUCGAGCUGGCGGGAAACACAACGACCUGGACGACGUCGGCAGAGACCUCAACCACCACACCUUCUUUGAGAUGCUCGGCAGCUGGUCCUUCGGGGACUACUUCAAGGAGGAGGCGUGCCGCAUGGCCUGGACUCUCCUCACAGAGCAUUAUGGGAUACCUGCUGACAGACUGUAUGUCUCUUAUUUUGGCGGGGAGGAAGUGCUGGGCCUACCAGCUGAUGAGGAGACAAGGCAGGUCUGGCUGGAUGUGGGGGUCCCCCCCCACCGCCUGCUCCCGUUCGGACUGAAGGAGAACUUCUGGGAGAUGGGGGACGCCGGUCCCUGUGGACCCUGCACAGAGAUCCACUACGACCAGGUGGGGGGGCGACCCGCCUCGCACCUGGUGAACGGGGACGAUCCGGAUCUGGUGGAGCUCUGGAACCUGGUCUUCAUGCAGUACAACAGGGAGGCGGACCACAGUCUGCGGCUGCUGCCCAGCUUCAGUGUGGAUACUGGGAUGGGACUGGAGAGACUGGUCAGCGUCCUGCAGGGAAAAACAUCCAACUAUGAUACUGACCUGUUCACACCUCUGCUGGAGGCCAUCCACCAGAGGUCUGGCGUGCGGCCGUACGGCGGCAGGACGGGCGCAGCAGACGAGGGGCGGGUGGACAUGGCGUACCGCGUGGUGGCCGACCACAUCCGCACGCUGACGGUCUGCAUCGCUGACGGAGUUCAUCCCGGCAUGUCGGGGGCAGAGUUGGUGUUACGGAGGAUCCUGAGGCGGGCCGUCCGGUUCUGUGCUGAGGUCCUUCAGCUCCCCCAGGGGGCGCUGGCAGACCUGGUCCCCACCGUCACCCACAGCCUGGGAGACGUGUAUCCGGAGCUCCACAGGGAGGCAGACCGAGUAGCUGACAUCAUCAACGAGAACGAGGCUCACUUCCUGUCAUCACUGCAGCGCGGCAGCCGGCUGAUCCUCCGCACGCUCCGAAACAUGGACUACAAACAUGGCUCCAUGGACUACAAACAUGGCGUCUUAUUCCCUACCUCGGUGGUCUGGUCUCUGCACAGGGACCUGGGUUUCCCUCUGGACCUGGUGGACCUGAUGUUGGAGGAGAAGGGGGUCCAGCUGGACCGCCAGGAACUGGACCGCCUGAUCUCCGAGAACCAGAAGCAGGUGGUCUCUGAGCAGCAGGAUCAGGACCCGUCAGUGAGUCUGGAUGUUGGGAGUCUGUCGGAGCUGCAAAGACUCAGAAUCCCUUUAACAGCUGAGGACAGGAAGUACCGGUACCAUCUGGAUCAGGACCGCUACGUGUUCCCAGAAUGCCGUGCGGUGGUGCUGGCGCUGUAUGACGGUCAGUCUCUGGUUUCGGAGGUGAUGGGGGGUCAGCGGUGCGGAGUGGUCCUGGACCAGACCUGCUUCUAUGCUGAGCAGGGGGGGCAGUCACAUGACCGGGGCUACUUCACCCGGGACGGACUGCAGGACGUCCCCUUCCCCGUGGAGGCCGUGGUCCUGGCGGGGGGGUACGUGGUCCAUCAGGUGACCGCACCUGACACCCUGAAGACCGGAGACCAGGUCCAGCUGCACCUGGACCAGGUCUUCAGGUGGUCCUGUAUGGUGAAGCACACAGCGACUCACAUCCUGAACUUCGCUCUGAAGACGGUUCUGGGUCCAUCGGUCCAGCAGAGAGGUUCCCAUGUGUCAGCUGAUCGUCUCCGCUUCGACUUCAGUGUGAAGGGCUCUCUGAGCGUGUCUCAGCUGCAGCAGGUGGAGAGCUGCGUGAACAGCAUGAUCUCAGCCAAUCACGCGGUCUACAGCCAGGAGCUCCCCCUGCAGACCGCCAGGAGCAUCGCGGGCCUGAGGACCGUCGACGAGGUGUAUCCUGACCCGGUCCGGGUGGUGUCGGUGGCGGUUCCGGUCUCUGAGCUGCUGGACGGCCGGACGGACAAACAGACAUCUGUGGAGCUCUGCUGUGGAACCCACCUGCUGCAGACCGGCGCCAUCGAGGAUCUGGUGAUCGUGUCAGAGAGACAGCUGGUCAGAGGGAUCAGCCGGGUCGUCGCGGUAACGGGACGCGACGCCACCCGGGCUCGGGAGGCGGGUCAGCUGUUGUCACAGGAAGUGGACUCUCUGGCGGUCAGAAUAGCAGACUCCGCCCCUUCCUGCCUGGACUCCGCCCACUGCCUCGCUAAGGAAGUGGGCGUGGUCUCUGAUGCUGUAGAUAACACAGCGGUUCCUCAGUGGCAGCGCAGGGAGCUUCAGACCCGGCUGAAGACUCUGCAGAGGAGCAGCAACACGGCCGUCAGGAAGUUGGAGAGUCGAGAGGCUGCAGCGAGAGCUCAGACUCUGCUGGAGACACACGGCAAGAAGCAGCUGCUGGUGGACUCAGUGGAGACGGACUCUGAGUCGGUGGUGAUGAAGACGGUUAAUCAGCUGAGCUCGGUUUCACCUCAGAGUCAUGUGAUGCUGCUCGCUCACCAGCGGCAUUCUGGGAAGGUUCUGUGUGCCUGUCAGGUCUCCAAGGGCUCGUCUCUCCUGGCCUCCGAUUGGGCGGUAGCGGUGUGCCGGCACCUGGGGGGCAGUGGGGGGGGCUCGGCGCUGGUUGCCAGGGGAACGGGGAGUAGCAGUGACAUCACAGAGGCGCUGAAGUGGGCGGAGGAGUUCGCUCGCCAAAAAACAGGACGAUGAUGUCACACCUGAGCCUGCUGUAAGCCCCGCCCACAGCUGCAGACGGGACGCUCUGAUUGGCCGAAAGGUUCAGG
Molecule: messenger RNA, 3027 nt
Organism: Scomber scombrus (Atlantic mackerel)
Lineage: Eukaryota; Metazoa; Chordata; Actinopteri; Scombriformes; Scombridae
Gene: aars2
Product: alanyl-tRNA synthetase 2, mitochondrial (putative)
Exons: 21
Coding region: 17-2953 (978 amino acids)
Biological process (GO): alanyl-tRNA aminoacylation; tRNA modification
Cellular component (GO): cytoplasm; mitochondrion
Molecular function (GO): amino acid binding; alanine-tRNA ligase activity; nucleic acid binding
Source: RefSeq, a predicted model, not a curated record